Boeremia exigua is the source of this 1041-nucleotide messenger RNA. RefSeq lists its product as uncharacterized. The record is from RefSeq and is a predicted model, not a curated record. Lineage: Eukaryota; Fungi; Ascomycota; Dothideomycetes; Pleosporales; Didymellaceae. The transcript has 3 exons. Gene Ontology annotation, biological process: L-histidine biosynthetic process. Gene Ontology annotation, cellular component: cytoplasm. Bases 1 to 1041 code for a protein of 346 amino acids. Gene Ontology annotation, molecular function: magnesium ion binding; ATP phosphoribosyltransferase activity.
AUGCCUCACGUCAAUGGCGCCAAUGGCGCGAAUGAGAUGGAGUAUAUUAUGCAACGAGCGCGCCAGGGCAGUCGAAGCUUGCCAUUCAUGACUGACACUCUAGGCAAUAGCUUGAACGAUCGCUUGCUCUUCGCAGUGCCCAAGAAGGGCCGCCUCCACCAAGUCUGCCUCGACCUCCUCCACGGCUCAGACAUUCAAUUCCACCGCCACUCGCGCCUCGACAUUGCGCUCGUCAAGAACUUGCCUCUUGCGCUCGUCUUCCUCCCCGCCGCCGAUAUCCCCACGUUCGUCGGUGAGGGUCGUGUCGACCUCGGAAUCACCGGCCGCGAUCAAGUCGAAGAACACGAAUGCGGCGUUCCUCCCACAGCCACAACUGGCGUCGUUGAGGUCCUCGACCUCGACUUUGGAAAAUGCAGCCUGCAGGUUCAGGUACCCUCGAAGGGCGACCUGGCCAAGCCGGAAGAUCUGAUCGGCAAGAACGUCGUCACCUCUUUCACAAACCUUGCCGAGCAGUACUUCAGACGGCUAGAGGCUGAGCAGAGCGGAGAGACCAACGGUGACGCAAAGGAUGCGAAGCUGAAGACGAACAUCAAGUACGUCGGUGGCAGUGUCGAGGCGGCAUGUGCGCUCGGUGUUGCUGAUGGAAUCGUCGAUCUCGUCGAGUCUGGAGAGACGAUGCGCGCUGCAGGCCUGAAGGCUAUCUCCACAGUCGUCUCGUCAAGCGCUAUCCUGAUCAAAUCGAAACACCCCUCAGACCCCAAGCUUGUUGAUCUGAUCACAGCCAGGAUAAAGGGUGUCAUCACUGCACAAAAGUACGUCCUCUGCCAGUACAACAUCGAGCGCUCCAAGCUCGAUAUCGCCAAGCAGAUCACGCCUGGAAACCGCGCGCCGACUGUCACUUCGUUGGAGGAGAACGGCUGGGUCGCCAUCUCAGUCAUGGUACAGAGGAAGCAGAUUGCUAUUGCCAUGGACAGGUUGACCGAGGCGGGCGCUUGCGAUAUUUUGGUCACCAAGAUCGAGAACUCAAGAACUCACGAUUAG